GCUCCUUCCCUCCCUGACUCUUCUCUCUUGCUCUUCAAGCUCGGCUUUCGUGCAGGCAGAAGCCACCGCAGCGCCCGCCCACCGGGCAUGCUCAGUGCUCAAGCGGAUUGUGACGACCGCGCGGUGCGCGGGUCCCUUUAAAUCGGACCGGCCAGUUGCCAGGCAACGGCGCGACCCGCGCUGGCGCUGCAGUGCAGAGGCUCUGCUCCGGGCCGGCCAGGCAGGGUCGCGGUGGCCAGCACCGAACCCAGGUCAUCUGCCCGCCGCUGGAGGCCGUCUUCGGGGAAGAGGGACCAGGGCCCACUGGACCCCACCCAUGCCAUCAGUUCAAUCUGGAGCAGAACGGUCGCAACCAACGGAAGACCUUGGACUUCAGGAACUGGCAGAUACAUCACUGAUGCUUCUGGAUGGUGACUAAUAGGAUAACAAAGUCAGAGAGGACUAUUUCAAGAGAAAGCAGAGGAUGCUCCAAUGGCAAAUAUUGGAAUUGGAAGAGGUGCCUGAAGAAAUGGAUGCUAGGAGAAAACACUGGAAGGAGAAUAAGUUUGCUCCUCUUUUCAGUGCCCAGGAUACUCUAGACGAAGCUGCUCAGCUUGAAUCUUCUUCUGAACAAAUGGCUUUAGAUAAGAUCAAGAGAAUGGAAAUAAUAUUUAAUUUGUCUAGUAGAAAGUUUCUAAAAGAAAAGAAAUUUAAAAGGAAAGAAUUUAUUUCCCAACCAAAUGAAAAUGAGCGAGAAUCAAAUUUAAUAGACAGAAAGAUAAACAUUUCAAAGACUGAGGCAGACACAAAUUCUGUCUCCUGUGAGUCAUCUAAUUUGGACACUGCAACUGAAGAAAGCUUUAAUAGCACAGAGCUUCCUACCUGGGUUAUAAAGGAGUUAUCAACUCCACCACAAAAAGACAAGAAAAAGAAAUUCACUGAAAGAAUGUCUCCAAAACUUCGCCUGAAUCUUUUGAAUGAAGAGCUGGAAGUCCUUGAUAUGAAAUGCAAAAAAAUUGAAGAGGAAUUUGAAAGUGCAGAAAAAGAACUUUUGAACUCCAAAAAAGAAGUCUCCACAAAACUCCUAAAUUUUCAAGAAGAAGGGGUGGAAACCUCCAAGACAGACUGGGAGCUUCAAGCUUUAAGAAAUGACCUCUCUGAAAAAGCAACAAAUGUUAAAAACUUAACUGAAGAGCUCCAGCAAGCCAAAGAGGUCAUCCACAAGUUGAGCCUUGAGAACAAGGAUUUAAAAGAAGCUGUUAGGAAGUUAAAGCGGCAGACUGAGGUUGAAAAUGCAUUCCUAAAAGAAGAAAUAAAAUUGUAUUAUGAAUUAGAAAUGGAAAAGAUCCGUGGAGAGCUCAAUGCCAUCAAGAAUGAACUGAGAACAGAGAAGACCCUACAAGCAAGAAAUAACAGAGCCCUGGAGUUGCUUAGGAAACACUUUGCUUCUGUAACACCAUCAGGUACCUCUGACAACUUUAUGGGGGAUUUUUUUUAAAAC
Bubalus bubalis (water buffalo) is the source of this 1480-nucleotide messenger RNA. RefSeq names its product coiled-coil domain containing 160 (gene CCDC160). Bases 464 to 1477 code for a protein of 337 amino acids. The record is from RefSeq and is a predicted model, not a curated record. NCBI's taxonomy places the organism in Eukaryota, Metazoa, Chordata, Mammalia, Artiodactyla, Bovidae. The transcript is spliced from 4 exons.